This is a messenger RNA of Centruroides sculpturatus (bark scorpion), 3113 nucleotides long. RefSeq names its product lysosomal alpha-glucosidase-like. The record is from RefSeq and is a predicted model, not a curated record. Gene Ontology annotation, biological process: carbohydrate metabolic process. The coding region runs from base 196 to 3018 and encodes 940 amino acids. NCBI's taxonomy places the organism in Eukaryota, Metazoa, Arthropoda, Arachnida, Scorpiones, Buthidae. The transcript is spliced from 19 exons. Gene Ontology annotation, molecular function: alpha-1,4-glucosidase activity; carbohydrate binding.
UUAAUGCUUAUGGAAUCAGCUGAUCAAGGAUUGUGUUGUUUGAACGGACGGUCGGAGUAAUUAUUUUUAAAUAUUCAGAAUGAAGUCUUUUUAUUAAUAUAACUGAAGAGUAUUUGUUCUUAAAUAACAAGUAACAUUUUUCCAAUAAUAAGUCAAGUAAUUAUAUUAAAUGGGAAUAUAUAAUUAUCAGUAGAUAUGGAGAUGAAAAAAACACUCUUGUCACCACACUUUAUUCAACAUUUUGAAUAUACUUCACCUGCACAAAGAAGUAAACUUAUACAAAGAGUAUUGCUAACUGCAAUAAAAAUCCUUUUGCUCUCUCUUCUCGUUUCUUCUCUAAUUUAUUGGCUUGUACAAUAUGAAUUUAAUCAUUCGUUAUCUUGGAAUGAUAUCAAAUAUUGGUUAGAUAAAGAUGAUGUGAAGAACCAAACAAAGAAAUUUGAACCAAACUGCAACAUUAUGAUACCUGAUAAUGAGAAGUUUGAUUGCCACCCAGAUUUUCCCGCGUCGGAGAAAGACUGCCUUAAUCGUGGUUGUUGUUGGAACGCUAAUCAAAAUAUUGGUGAUAAGAAUCAAAAUAUUAUACCCAACUGUUAUUUUCCUUCAAAUUAUAUUGGUUAUGAAGUAAAAAACAUAGAAAAAGAAUUAACAAAAAUCUCUGCUCUUCUUCAGAGAACAGUUCCAUCAAAUUUUCCAUCAGAUGUCAAAUAUGUUAAUUUGACAGUAUAUUUUUAUGACAGAAAUACCAUUAGAAUCAGACUAACUGAUGCAAAUAGUACACGAUUCGAAAUUCCUUAUCCAGAGGAAACUAGAGAUCUUGGAGGUCUUUAUGGCAAAUGGAAAAGACCACUAUAUAUGAAAUAUGCAAUUUUUCUUGAUUACAAUGGUGAAUUACUAGUAAAUAGAUUAUCAAACAGAGAAACAGUGUUUAAAACAGAUUUGAAGAGAUUGAUAUUUUCACACCAAUUUCUGCAGUUAUCAUCAUUACUUCCAUCAAAAUAUAUUUAUGGACUUGGUCAACACAAAAGCCCUCUAUUAAAAAAUACAAAGUGGAACCUUAUAACUUUCUUCAAUAAAGGCAGACAUUUACAUAAUGAAGAAACAAAUUCUGGAAGUCAUCCAUUUUAUUUGGUUAUGGAAAAGAAUGGAAACAGUCAUGGUGUAGUUCUUUUAAACAGUAAUGCUAUGGACAUUAUGAUUCAACCAACGCCGGCCAUAACAUUUCGUCCAGUUGGAGGAAUAUUUGACUUCUUUGUUUUUCUUGGACCCAAACCCAAUGACGUUAUACAACAAUAUACUAAAAUCAUAGGUACUACUUUGAUGCCUCCAUAUUGGAGUUUGGGAUCUCAUUUGUUUAACUAUAAUUCUGAUGAUUUAAAAGAAACAGCGAAUAUCUCAAAGAGAACCAAAUUAACUGAAAUGCCUUUGGAUGCUAUAUGGGAAGUUAAUGUGCAGAGGCAUAAUGGAUUCGUUUAUGACAAUCGCAAAUAUGAAGUUUUGUCGAAACUUAUUAACCAUUUGCAUAAUAUUGGGUUGCAUUAUAUAUUUACUCUAGAUCCUGGAACUGGAAAUGCAGAAUCCCUAAAUCAUUAUUCACCUUAUGAUGAUGGAUUGAAAAUGGAUGUUUUUGUAAAAGAUAAAAAUGGACAAAUUCUCAUUGGAAAAGGAAGGAAUGGUACAUCAGUAGUGUUUCCAGACUUUCUUCAUCCAAAUAUUACUGAUUAUUGGACUAAACAAUUUAAACAUCUUUAUUCACAAGUAGAAAUUGAUGGAGUAUUGAUUGAUAUGAAUGAACCAACUAAUUACCAUAAUGGAAAAAAUGAAUGUCCAAAUACAAGUUAUGAAUAUCCUUCCUACAUGCCACAUAAUCUGAAAUCCUUACAUUCUUACACACUAUGCAUGAGUUCUAAACAUCAUAAUGCAAUGCAUUAUAAUGUGCAUAACAUGUAUGGAUUUAUGGAAGCUAUUGUUACCAAUGGAGCAUUAGUAACAGUUUCAAAGAAGAAACCUUUUAUCAUUUCACGUUCGUCAUUUCCUGGUUUAGGCCAUUAUGCAGGAGUUUUGGAUGACAAUAGUUUUUCCUGGAAUGAUAUACGAUUAUCUGUAUCUUCAAUUUUGAGUUUUAACAUGUUUGGCAUUCCAAUGGUUGGGACAAAUAUAUGUGGUCUUGUCAGAAAUGCUGAUGUUGAUUUGUAUAGCAGGUGGAUGGCUUUGGAAUCUUUCUAUCCAUUUUUUAUAAGAUGUAAUUUAGACAAAUAUAAUGAACAAGAUUCUGAUGCUUUACAUUCUCAAGUAGUUUCUGCUAUUAAAGAAACUGUCAUGACUCGUUAUUUCUUUCUGCCGUAUCUGUAUACUUUAUUCCGUAAAAGUUAUCGACUUGGUAAUGCUGUUGCAAGGCCAUUAUUUUUUGAGUAUACUACUGAUAGAAACACUUAUUUCAUAGAUGAUCAGUUUCUCUGGGGAGAAUCUUUGAUGAUCAUUCCUGUCCUUAAUCCAAAUAAAUCAAAAGUAAAUGCAUAUUUUCCUCGAGACACUUGGUAUGAUUUUCAUACGAGCAAAAUAUAUAAUAACACCGGUACUCGUGUUAUUUUACAUGUUCCUCUCGGCACUGUAAAAUUAACUAUACGUGGUGGUUAUAUUAUUCCUGGUCAAAUUCCUGCCAAUACAACACUGGAAAGUCGCUUAAAUCCUUUUUAUCUGAUUGUUGCUUUAAAUAGUUCAAAAAUGGCAAUUGGAGAUCUUUAUUGGGACGAUGGAGAAUCAAUUCAAUCUGAAUAUAAUUAUAUAUCGUUCAAAGCAAAAAGUAACACACUCACUAUGAAUCCAGUUUUAAUAAAAUAUAAAAAUAUGCCAAAGUUAGGAUAUGUUAAAGUAUUAGGAUGUGAAGACUGGCCAAAAUCUGUUAAUGCCAAUUCAGUUCCUGCUUCAUUUGAUUACUACAUGGAUGAAAAGGUUCUCAUAAUUUCAAAUUUGACAUUGUCACUGUUAGAGAGUAAUUCAAUCAGCUGGAUAUUUUGAAAGAAACUGAAGUUGUAAUAUUAUGUAAAUAUGGUUUCAUAUUUGUCAUUAUUUUAUAAAAGCUGUAAAAAAUAAUAUAUAAAAUUGAAACAAAC